AUGCCUGUCAUGAAGGGCUUGUUGGCUCCUCAGAACACCUUCCUCGACACUAUAGCUACACGGUUCGAUGGCACACACAGCAAUUUCAUCCUGGCCAACGCCCAGGUGUGUCGGGGUUUCCCCAUCGUCUACUGCUCCGAUGGCUUCUGUGACCUGACCGGCUUCGCCCGGACCGAGGUCAUGCAGAAGAACUGCCGCUGCCGGUUCCUGCACGGGGCCGAGACCAGCGACCAGGUCUCGCUGCAGGUGGAGAAGGCGUUGGAAGGCAAGCAGGAGUUUCAGGCUGAGGUGCGGCUGUACAAGAAAACCGGAUUGGGGUUCUGGUGUUUGCUGGACAUCGUUCCCAUUAAAAACGAGAAGGGGGAAGUCGUGCUGUAUCUGGUCUCGUUCAAGGACACGACAGAGACUCGGGGGAAGAACCAGCACGGAGACCGCAAGGAAGAGGAGAAACGUAGGAACAAAUGUGCCGGCGGAUCACACUUCAGCGCCGCCCGCAAGCGAGGCAGGACAGUCCUCUAUCACCUGACCAGCCGCCUGCGGAAACAGGACAAGGGCAAAGUCACGCUCGACAACCAUGCCUUCGAGAACAAGUCUUCCCUCCCCGAGUACAAAGUGGCGUCCAUUCAGAAGGCUCGUUUCAUCCUCCUGCACUACAGCAUGUUCAAGGCCGGCUGGGACUGGCUGAUCUUGCUGGCCACCUUCUACGUGGCGGUGACCGUGCCUUACAACGUCUGCUUCGCCGAGAUCGAUGGCAGCGACUCCACCUCCCGCAGCACCAUCGUCAGCGACAUCACCGUGGAAAUGCUCUUCAUCUUCGACAUCGUCCUGAAUUUCCGUACCACCUUCGUCAGUCAGUCGGGGCAGGUGGUCUACGACUCCCGGUCCAUCUGUAUCCACUAUGGGACCACGUGGUUUGUGGUGGAUUUGAUCGCUGCCCUUCCAUUUGAUCUCCUGUACGCCUUUAACAUCACGGUGACCUCUCUGGUUCACCUGUUGAAGACCGUGCGCCUGUUGAGGUUACUCCGCCUGUUGCAGAAGCUGGACCGUUACUCGCAGUACAGUGCUAUGGUCCUCACACUGCUCAUGUCCAUGUUUGCCCUGCUCGCUCACUGGAUGGCCUGCAUUUGGUAUGUGAUUGGCAAGAGGGAGAUGGAAUUGAACGAUCCUCACACGUGGGACAUCGGUUGGCUGAACGAACUGAGUAAACGUUUAGAAACCCCCUACACCAAUAACUCAAUGGGUGGCCCAACUCUGAGGAACGCCUACAUUGCUGCUCUCUAUUUCACUCUGAGCAGCCUCACCAGCGUUGGGUUUGGAAACGUUUCUGCCAACACGGACGCAGAGAAGAUAUUUUCCAUUUGCACCAUGCUGAUCGGGGCUCUGAUGCACGCUGUGGUUUUUGGGAACGUGACCGCCAUCAUCCAGCGAAUGUACUUGAGGCGCUCGCUCUACCACACUCGAAUGAAGGACCUGAAGGACUUCAUUCGGGUCCACCAUCUGCCGCAGCAGCUUAAGCAGCGAAUGCUCGAAUAUUUCCAAACGACGUGGUCAGUGAAUAAUGGGAUCGAUACCAACGAGCUUUUGCGUGACUUCCCAGAUGAGUUGCGGGCGGAUGUUGCCAUGCACCUGAACAAGGAGAUCCUCCGCUUGCCUCUCUUUGCCUCGGCCAGUCGUGGCAUCCUGAGGUCCUUGUCUCUCCACAUCAAGACCUCCUUCUGUGCUCCGGGAGAAUACCUGAUCAGACAGGGUGACGCUCUCCAGGCUAACUACUUUGUAUGUUCCGGUUCGAUGGAGGUCCUCAAAGACAAUAUGGUGCUGGCAAUCAUCGGUAAAGGGGAUCUGAUCGGUGCUGACCUCUCAGCCAAGGACCAGGUGAUUAAAACCAAUGCUGACGUCAAGGCGUUGACCUAUUGUGAUCUGCAGUACAUUGGGCUGAGAGGUCUGUACGAGGUGCUGGGGCUCUAUCCUGAGUAUUCCAACAAAUUCCUGGCUGACAUCCAUCUCGACCUGACCUUCAAUCUCCAAGAGGGUCACGAGGCAGAGGGAAUCUCCAGGUUUUCCAGAUCCCCACGACUGGCCCAGCAUCAUCCUGAGCGCACCGAGAAUUGUGUCGGGAAACUCCCGUCUAUUGUGGAGAAUGAAGAAGAGCCCGAGGAUUACCCCCAUCUUUCCCCAGCGGCCAGGAGGCUGAUCCUGCCCGGCUUGAACAGCCCGGUGCGGAGAGGGUCGCUGGGCAGCUUGCUGGGAGACGACCUCAGGCGCUUCCCCACCCUGAGGUUGGCCACCCUAUCGCCCGGCCGGUGUGGCAGAGCCAGAAGUCCCUCUCUGCAACCCAGGAAGGCAGAGGGCCAGGCUUGCAGCGCUAACGGGGUCGCGAGAAAGCCGACGAAACUUCACCUGCCAACUCUGUCCUGCUGCGGCCCUCCUAACCUCAGCCCCAGGGUUGUGGACGGGAUCGAAGAUGAUGGGAGGCUGUCGGAGAUGUCCUCGUUCCAGUUCGGCCUGAACCAGAUACCUCAAACCCGUGCGGGAGAAGAGUCCUGGAGCUCAACGACACCUUUAAUAUCCACAUUGACUUCUGAAGAAGCAGAAAUCAGACAGAACAUCAGCAGACUCAAUCAGGAGAUGAAUAACCUGAACCAAGAGGUAUCGCACCUUGCCCGGGAAGUCCACAACAUGAUGCAGUUGCUACAGCACCAACUGAGUGCCCAGCAGAGCAGUCGGAAUGGCCCUUACCCCCCCUACCCUGUUCCCCUACUCUCCUCUCCAGCUCCCCGUGUGAACGAGGGUGGGAAUCAAUGGCCGUCGAGUGUCUCCUACACGUUACAGCCACCCACGCUGCAGCUACAGACCGGGUCGAUGCCCGGACCCCAGCUCGGCCAAAGUACCCGAACCCCCAGCUCCUGGAAUUUCGGCACUCCUCCUGCUGUCCCGGGAGCUCGGUGCAGGGGGGGGUCCCACGCCAAUUGA
This is a messenger RNA of Callorhinchus milii (elephant shark), 2970 nucleotides long. Its product is annotated as potassium voltage-gated channel subfamily H member 8. The transcript is spliced from 17 exons. Gene Ontology annotation, molecular function: voltage-gated potassium channel activity. The record is from RefSeq and is a predicted model, not a curated record. Lineage: Eukaryota; Metazoa; Chordata; Chondrichthyes; Chimaeriformes; Callorhinchidae. Gene Ontology annotation, biological process: regulation of membrane potential; potassium ion transmembrane transport. Gene Ontology annotation, cellular component: membrane. Bases 1 to 2970 code for a protein of 989 amino acids.